AUGAGAAGCGUUAUCCGAGGAUGCUACCAAUGCGCCCGAGUGAGUCCUGUUCCUGCGAGUCAAUAUAUGGGGCAACUACCUCUAGCUCGAAUUACUCCAAGCCGCCCGUUCACUGCUAGUGGAGUGGACUAUGCCGGCCCAAUAUAUUUGAAACCUAUCCACAAGAGAGCAAACGCAGCGAAGGCAUACAUUUGUAUAUUUGUUUGCUUUAGUACAAAGGCCGUUCACAUUGAGUUGGUAAGCGACCUCUCCACGCCAGCCUUUAUAGCCGCGCUACGACGUUUCAUCGCCCGGAGAGGUCGUCCAACUGACAUCUUCUCGGACAACGGCAAGAACUUCGAGGGUGCCAAAAACGAGCUCAAGCACCUAUACCACUGGCUCGGAGGCAACGAAGGGGAAGCCAUUCAGCCACACUGCGCCAACGAAGGCAUCAAUUGGCACUUAAAUCCGCCAAAGGCUCCCAACUUUGGCGGUUUAUGGGAAGCUGCAGUGAAGGUUGCUAAAAAUCAUAUGUACCGCCAGUUGAGAAAUUCCCGUUUGUCAUUCGAGGACUUGAACACAGUCCUGACAGAAAUCGAAGCCGCAAUGAAUUCUCGACCAUUGGUGCCACUUUCCGAAGAUCCGAACGAUUUAGCCUGCCUCACUCCGGCCCAUUUUCUAAUUGGGUCGACAAUGCACUUCAUACCAGAAACCAAUAUAAUGGACGUUCAGAUGAGCAGAUUGAACCACUACCAAUCCAUGCAGCGUCUAUUCCAGCAAUUUUGGCAUCAUUGGCGCGGCGAGUAUCUGCAAGAGAUGCAAAAAUGCACAAAAUUAACCGGAGAAAACAAUGAGCUACGUAUUGGACGCCUCGUGGUAAUCGUCGACGAAUUUCAGCAUCCAGUGAAAUGGCCGCUCGCGAGAAUUCUCUUCAUCCAUCCAGGACCGGAUCAGCUUACGAGAGUUGUAACACUACGAACCGCUCGCGGCGUCCUAAAGCGGCCGAUCACUAAAAUUUGCUUGCUUCCUUGUGAAUCCUACGACGAGUCUGCAGCAAAUGGUUCAGCGCAUCGUGACACCAGUGUGAUGAGGCCGAUAAAUCACGAUAAUGAGCGGACGGCUUCAGUCGCUUCACGUUUACAUUGA
This is a messenger RNA of Topomyia yanbarensis, 1125 nucleotides long. RefSeq lists its product as uncharacterized. The transcript has a single exon. Gene Ontology annotation, biological process: DNA integration. The record is from RefSeq and is a predicted model, not a curated record. The coding region runs from base 1 to 1125 and encodes 374 amino acids. NCBI's taxonomy places the organism in Eukaryota, Metazoa, Arthropoda, Insecta, Diptera, Culicidae. Gene Ontology annotation, molecular function: nucleic acid binding.